AUGGCAGUACAAAAUAAGGUAUUGUACGCGUUUCGCGGUUGGAUAGCAUUCGUUGCCUUCAUGGAUUUAGGCACUGCCGGCCGUUCUUAUAUUGAGAAGAGGUCUUUUUUAAGUCACAAUGGUGAAAAUGAUGCAUUAGAUGACACAAUAUCGAGAAUGCUUGGAAUGUUUUCUGUGUUAAAGGCCUUGGCACUCAUCCACUGUACCCUGUACAUACAUUAUCGGCCGGUGGUCUCUAUGGGCUACUGGUCUUUGGUACUCACAAUCAUACUCUACUUCUCCGAGGCGUUCUACUUUCACUCGACCACUCUAAACUUUUAUGUUGUAUUUCCCUGCGUGCUAAAUAUAAUCACACUCCUCGGCUUGAUCUACCUACCAACGAAACUCAAACUGUGGGGUACUGUGCCGGGUACAUCCGGCAUGGAGAGAGAGAUCGACGACGAAAACGUCCAGAUCCUGCGGCAAAUGGGCAAUUUUAGGCGACGCAAAGCGGGUAACCCUAUCAAGAACAAACAUGUGUGA
Leptosia nina is the source of this 522-nucleotide messenger RNA. The record is from the annotation of a GenBank genome assembly. NCBI's taxonomy places the organism in Eukaryota, Metazoa, Arthropoda, Insecta, Lepidoptera, Pieridae.